Sorex fumeus (smoky shrew) is the source of this 1625-nucleotide messenger RNA. RefSeq names its product protein interacting with cyclin A1 (gene PROCA1). The transcript is spliced from 6 exons. Lineage: Eukaryota; Metazoa; Chordata; Mammalia; Eulipotyphla; Soricidae. Gene Ontology annotation, biological process: phospholipid metabolic process; arachidonate secretion. Gene Ontology annotation, molecular function: A2-type glycerophospholipase activity. The coding region runs from base 207 to 1427 and encodes 406 amino acids. The record is from RefSeq and is a predicted model, not a curated record.
GCCUGGAGGGACCCGGAAGGCCCCGGAUGAAGAGCGCGGUUACACUCGGGUUGCCAACAAGGUCUAGAACGUGGGGGGAGGGGUGCGGGGCGGGCAAGCAUGAGGCGGAGUUAGGGACCGGGCCCGGGCGAAGCUGAGAUUGGGGUACAGGGUCGGCUCCGCCACACAUAAGCUCAAGGGCCGGACUUCGGUAAGAGGCUAAAGCCAUGUGGGUCAGGACAACACUGACGAUCGAAAGAUGGACUGAAGAAAACAAGGCCGAGAAGGCGUUGGCCAAAGCCUGGGCCGAGAAGAACGGUGUAAACAGGUUACCAUGCUGGGAGAGAGGAGCCCUGCUGGCUGGUGUGCCUUCUAGCACUGAUGCAUCUACCCUUUCGGCUGAAGGUGGGCACGGUGGGAGUCCAGGAGGGAACUGCAGGAAGAUGCCUUGUCCUCUCUGCUCUGGUGACCUCAAAGAUGCUGAGAGGUGCUGCUGGCAACAUAAGCAAUGUGGUGGGCAUCUCAUCCAUCCCUACACUGCAGACUGUGGCCACCACAACCUGCACCUGCAUACUGUUGGCCAUUGUGACUGUGAUACCAGGCUGAAGGACUGCUCAGAGAAGGUAGAUGGCACCAGCUCCCGAAAUCCGGGCCCGACCUGCUCCCGAGAUGGAGGCCCAACCUGUUUCAACAUCAUCCAGACCCCUUGCUUUGAAGUUAUACCAGAGGAGGAGUGUGCGGACCAAUUCUGGUGCAAAAACUACAGGCCCGUCUCUGUGGCAGUGAUCCACCAUCCCUUCCACCAUGAAUGCGGAGCAGAUGACUUAAAUGUGGAAGAGGAGGAGGCCGAGGAGGAGGAGGAGGAGGAGGAGGAGGAGGAAGAAGAAGAAGAAGAAGAGGAAGAAGGAAGUAAAUCUCCCAUCCCCAACCAGACGGGUUCUGCCUCACCCACAGAGACAGGCCCAGUCACAGGCACCGCGGACUCUACAGCUCCCAUCACCAUCUGGCGCUCCGAGAGCCCCACAGGGAAACCCCAGGGCAACAAGACUAUCAAGAAGAUCAAGAAGAAAAAGGAAAAAGAGAAAGAAAAGGAGGAGGACACGGAUGAGAAGAUAAAACCUAAAAAAAAGAAGAAGAGCAAGUUGAUAAAGAAGAAAAGCGCUGUUAAAGCGGAAUCUUCACCUCCAGACAGCCGAUCUCUAUGCCCGAGAGAGCUGGCUAGGACGUCUGAGUCCAGCCCUGAAAGCCGGGAAGAGUUGGAGAGUGAGGACAGUUACAAUGACCCCAAGCGGGAAAUAUUCUCCCCCAGUGAAGAUAUCGUGGAGUCAUUGCCCAGGAAGAAAGACAAAAACUUGCCCCAGGCCAAGAAGCCCGGAGCAAAGACCUCAUCGACCAAGAAGGUGAGCAAGAGAAAAUCUCCCCCAGCAUCAAACCCCAAUCUCAGUUGAGGCCCAGGAGACCAGGUGAAGAAUAAACAUGUUCACGCCUGUCGUUGAGCACCCCCUUCUGCUGUUCUCUCUCCCUCUCACUGGGUUCCUUUGGGGGGUUGGGGAGGGCUUUGGGCUUAGCUGGAGCCAAGGGAAGAAUGGGCUGCAGGGUUCUUGAAGGCAUCCAUCUUUGGCGAGAAGUCCAUGGAAAGGAGGUAG